AUGGAACUAAAGGUUGGUGAUGAUGGUGAGACAGACAGAAAACAAUAUGGGAGUGACUUGUUUUGGUGGUUAACAGUUUCCAUCGUAGCGAUCCUUGUAGUAGGUGCCGGUGUUUUUACUAUACUAAUUAACUUUCAUCAUCAUCGCUCUCAAUCUCAUUCAUCUCAACCCUACGACAUCGUUCCAAAAUAUGCCUCUUCUCUUCAAUUAGCCCUCCAAUUUUUCGACGUCCAAAAAUCUGGUAAGGUACAGAAUAAUAGGGUUUGGUGGAGAGGGGAUUCGGGGCUUAGAGAUGGGAGUGAAGAGAAUUUGGAUUUGUCGAAAGGAUUGUAUGAUGCUGGUGAUCUUAUGAAAUUUGGGUUUCCAAUGGCUUUCACUGCUACUGUCUUGUCUUGGGCUAUUCUUGAAUAUGGAAAUAACAUGGAUGCAGUGAAGCAGCUAGACUAUGCACUAGAAUCACUCAAGUGGAUCACUGAUUAUCUUGUUAACGCACAUCCUUUCGCUGAUGUCCUUUACAUUCAGGUAGGGGAUCCUGAGGUGGACCACAAUUGCUGGGAAAGGCCUGAAAACAUGACUGAGAAAAGGCCACUCACUCAAGUUAACUCAUCUUUUCCAGGAACAGAAGUUGCAGCAGAAACAGCAGCUGCACUUGCCGCAGCAUCUUUGGUUUUUAAGGAGAUUAAUCUCACUUAUUCUGAGAUUCUUCGUGAACAUGCUCAGCAACUGUUUAUGUUCGCUGAUACAUACAGAGUUUCCUACAGUGUCAGUAUCCCUCAAGUUGGAAAAUACUAUAACUCAUCUGGUUAUGGAGAUGAACUUUUAUGGGCUAGUAGUUGGCUCUAUCAUGCAACAAAGGAUCCCUCAUACCUUACUUAUGUGACAGAGACGAAUGAAAAUGAGUUUGGUAGUAUAGGAAGUGUAUCAUGGUUUAGUUGGGAUGAUAAACAUGCUGCAACUCAGGUAUGAAGUAUGAUGCAGUGUAUUUAUUUUUAACACAUCAUUUGGUAUUUAUUUUACUCUUGAGUAUAGACUCAGUUACACUUUUACCCUACUUUGGUGAUAAUUUGAUGAGAUUGAAGAAUAUUGUAAGAAGUCAAGUAAGGAUUUAUAGAAAAGGAAAUUUGAGUUUUUCAGAUUUUGGGUGAAUUACAA
This is a messenger RNA of Medicago truncatula (barrel medic), 1152 nucleotides long. RefSeq names its product endoglucanase 10. The record is from RefSeq and is a predicted model, not a curated record. Gene Ontology annotation, biological process: carbohydrate metabolic process. Lineage: Eukaryota; Viridiplantae; Streptophyta; Magnoliopsida; Fabales; Fabaceae. The coding region runs from base 1 to 966 and encodes 321 amino acids. The transcript is spliced from 3 exons. Gene Ontology annotation, molecular function: hydrolase activity, hydrolyzing O-glycosyl compounds.